Molecule: messenger RNA, 1024 nt
Organism: Thlaspi arvense
Lineage: Eukaryota; Viridiplantae; Streptophyta; Magnoliopsida; Brassicales; Brassicaceae
Source: the annotation of a GenBank genome assembly
CACACGCACACGGCGUGGAUACGUGUCCGACGCACGCAGAAUCCAGAUCUUAAUUAUUCUUCCAACCAACUUCACACGGGAGAAGAGGAUCGAAAGAGAGAACUAGGAGAAAAAUGGCAUUGCAAUGGCUGAUUCUGUCGUAUGUGGUGGCCGCAGAGGUUGCCAUCGCCGUCAUAUUGACACUCCCUUACCCAAUGCUCCUGAAGAAACGCAUCGUGUCACUUGUCUCGCUCAUACUCAAGCCUGCCGCUUCCAUCGUCGCCUUCGCUGGAUUUCAACUCCUCGAUAUUUACUGGAAGAAUGAGCAUAGACUAAUGUGCUCAUCUGAGGUCUGCACUGCUACAGAGCGGGAUCGCUACGAGAAAUCCAUCUACAAGGCUCAGCGGAAUGUGGUUCUGUGUGCGGCUGGGAUCCUUCUCUACUGGUGCAUUUUCCGCAUCUGCAAGUACAACAAAGACCUUGAGCAUUUGGAGGAAUUAGAGAAGAAACACAAGGCAGAGUAGUAAUCUCCUCGAGUCUCUUGAGUGUGGUUCUUCUGCUUUAAUACCACCUCGGCUUGUGAGUACUGAGUAGUCCAAAAACUGAACGAGACCAUGAUUUUUUCCUCGAUAUAUCUUUGCACAGACCUUAAUUUGUGUUUAUUACUCUUGCGACCUUGAUUUACUUUUCUAGGAACAACAACAGGCUCUAUUUAUUUCAUGGCCCGGAAUUCUCAUUUACAGAUUAGUUGUUACCAAAAACCCACUCCUCACAAAAUCUGUGGAUUGAGUUGGGACAACCCUGCAAUAGCCGACCCGGGCUGGAUUUUCUAGGCUUUGGUGGUCCGGUACGGUUUUGUAGACCAAUCUCCCCGGUUCACGACUUGUCAAAUCUUUCACUAGUUUUUACAUAUCUGGCACCUAACUGCAUACUGGUCUUGCUUGAAUCGGACUAAGCCAGUCUGGAACACUAAAUUUAGACCGGUCUAAAGGGCUGGACCAUAACACUCUCUUGUUCUGUAACCACAAGUACAACACAUGUUGAC